AUUGUUAAAUUCCAAAAAUUUGUUAAAUUCCUGAACCCAAAGACCACAUUACCAUCAGAUAGGACAGUGGCAGGUACUGCUCUAAAUGAUGUUUGUAAUGUAUAUUUUAAUCAUGUAAAGACACAUUUGCAAAAAUGUCCUAAAAAUGUUACAUUAUUAACAGAUAUGUGGUCUGACAAUUAUAAACGUCUUUCUUACAUAAAUAUUAAAAUACAUUAUUGUAUAGAGUUUGAGAUUAAAAUAGUUACCUUAAAAACAGAAAUUUUUCCAAGACCACAUACUGCAUUAGCAGUAUCAGAAAAAAUGUAUGAUGCUUUGGUGAAAUUUAAUUUGCAGCAAAAAGAUAUAUGUGCGGUAACAGAUGGAGGAAGCAAUAUCGUGGCGGCUUUAAAAUUAAAAAAUAUCAACCGCUUUGGUUGCACAGCCCACAUAUUGCACCGAUUUUUAAGCCACGACUUGCUUCACCAUGAGAGGUUUUCUCAUAUAAACAAAAUUAUUUCAAAACUCAAACAAAUUUACCGGAGCCUUAUAAAUUUACAAAUAAGUAUUCAAAUCUUAACCUAA
Molecule: messenger RNA, 564 nt
Organism: Calliphora vicina (urban bluebottle blowfly)
Lineage: Eukaryota; Metazoa; Arthropoda; Insecta; Diptera; Calliphoridae
Exons: 2
Source: RefSeq, a predicted model, not a curated record